AUGGGAUCAAUGAGAAAUGCAUCAUUUUAUUCAAAUAUACCUAAAACCGCUGAUAACAUUGUUGGGACCAUUUAUUUAUUAUUUGGUAUAUUUUCUUUGUUUGGGAACAUCGUUCUUUUAUAUGUAUCCUACCAGAAAAGGCAAUUGCUGAGACCAGCAGAAUAUCUAAUAGUUAAUCUUGCUGUAAGUGACCUUGCUAUGACAUUGACGCUAUACCCUCUUGCCAUCACUUCCAGCUUCUCACACAGGUGGAUAUAUGGGAGACAUAUAUGUACGUUCUAUGCAUUCUGCGGUGUAUGGUUUGGAAUUUGCAGCCUGUCUACUAUAACAUUACUGAGUACCGUGUGCUGCAUGAAAGUUUGCUUUCCCACUUACGGAAACAGAUUUGGCCAUGAACAUGGGCGAAUACUCAUUAUAUGUGCUUGGGCAUAUGCAGCCAUCUUUGCCCUCUCACCGCUCGCUCACUGGGGAGAAUAUGGAACUGAACCUUAUGGUACAGCUUGCUGUAUCGAUUGGCACUCUUCAAACGUAAACAGAGUAGCACGGUCCUACACAAUAGCUCUCUUUGUGUUUUGCUUCAUCAUUCCAUGUGGAGUUAUAAUUACCUCUUAUUCACUUAUACUGGUAACUGUGAAGACGUCCCAGAAAGCAGUUGAGCAGCAUUUGGCUGGUCCACCGAAGAACAAUAAUGUGCAGAUUAUCAUAGUGAAGUUGAGCAUCGCUGUAUGCAUUGGAUUUUUUAUAGCCUGGAGCCCGUAUGCAGCAAUUGCUCUGUGGGCAGCUUUUGGAUCCAUAGAUGAUAUACCACCCCUAGUGUUUGCUGUACCCUCUGUGUUUGCAAAGUCAUCAACAAUUUACAAUCCUGCUAUUUACCUCUUCCUAAAGCCACAUUUUAAUAAUAUUGUGGUGAGAUAUUUCACAGUGCUACAAAGGUAUUGCUUGACAUCUUGUUUGUGCUUGGACGAUUUACACAGGUGCUUGUUAAACUCGUUAUUUAAACUGUAUCACAGUAGUUUUAAAAAAGGAAAUAAGCCAAUUUGUAAUUCACUAGAGUCACCUGAACAAGGGGAAAAAUGCAAAGAUACAUUUGAAUGCUUCAAGCACUACCCAAAAUGUUGCCAUGAAAUGCUGAAUGCUAUUUCAUAUGCUACACCAGAAGAAAUAACAAAAAAGGAUCAAAAAAGCGAAAACAAAAAUGACAAAAAAGCUAUAAGGGUGAUAGUGGUGGGACAGAAACAAUGUGACAUUAAUGACUUGGAAAUUAUUUUAGAAGUGACACCAGUAUGA
Molecule: messenger RNA, 1287 nt
Organism: Bombina bombina (fire-bellied toad)
Lineage: Eukaryota; Metazoa; Chordata; Amphibia; Anura; Bombinatoridae
Product: opsin-5-like
Exons: 5
Coding region: 1-1287 (428 amino acids)
Biological process (GO): G protein-coupled receptor signaling pathway; visual perception
Cellular component (GO): membrane
Molecular function (GO): G protein-coupled receptor activity
Source: RefSeq, a predicted model, not a curated record